Messenger RNA from Cajanus cajan (pigeon pea), 353 nucleotides. The record is from RefSeq and is a predicted model, not a curated record. Lineage: Eukaryota; Viridiplantae; Streptophyta; Magnoliopsida; Fabales; Fabaceae.
AAUUGAUUUAUAUAAUGCUUCACCUUUUUUUCCAUCAUUAGAGACAUCGUAUCUGAUGAAAUGUUAUUUUGAAUUAAAUAUCCAUUUAUUCCUUUUUGGUGCCUCAUCAUGUACAGAGAUCAAAAAUGAAUUAUCGUGCAUGGAAUCACCGUUGCUGGUUAAUCUCAUACAUGACGAUUGACCAGGUUCUGUACGAGUUAAAGAAAUCUAGAAGUUGGGCUGCACUGCAUGUUGCUGAUAAUUGUUGUUUUCAUUAUCGCAGACGACUAUUACUGAAAAUUCUGGAGAGCCGAAGUCCUGUGGAAGAAACUGUAUCUUUUGGUCAUAGUGCCGAUAUUGUCCAAGCCUUGAAG